AUGCCCGCGAGAGCCUCGACGAGGUCGACCCGGUCCUCGGCGGGGGUCCCGACCAAAUCCUCAGCCAGUGCAUCACGCGCGUCGACGGUGUCGCGCGCCUCCUCCACAGCAAAUACCGACAACCCCCCCGAGACACCCGACAAUGCCCUGCGCGCCCAAAUCGCCGCGGUAUUUCGCGAGGCCCAGCGGACAACAGCAUCGCACCGCAAGCUGGCCGUGACGCUGCGCAAGAUCCAGGAAGCAUGCUGCUACGAGCCGACCUCGACCAAAAAAUCAACCGCCGCUGCCGCCUCCGACUUUGACGAAGACGACUUCAACGCCGAGUUUGUGCGCUGCGUGAUACGCGUCAUGCCCAUCAAGAAGAGCGAGGGCGUCGGCGAGAAGACGAUCCGCUUCAUCGGCCUGUUCCUGCGCCACGCCGUCGACAAGGACAACGAGGCCGUCGGUGAGCCGGACGAGGAUGCUAGCACCAUGCCCGAGACCCCCGGCACCCGCCUGACCACCCUCCUGAUCGAGACCGUCCUGCCCCUGCUGGCCGCCAAAGACAAGUUUGUGCGCUACCGCGCGACCCAGCUCAUCUCGCACAUCAUCAACUCGCUCGACGCCAUCGAUGAUGAAUUGUUUCAGAAGCUGCGGUCCGGCUUGUUGAAGAGGAUCCGCGACAAGGAGGCCAUGGUGCGCGCCCAGGCCGUGCUGGGACUGGGGCGGCUGGCCGGCAACCCCAUCGAGGCUGAGCCGGAUUCGGACAACAGCGAGGACGACGCGACCAGUGGUCUGUUGGAGAAGCUGGUCGAGGUGCUACAGAACGAUCCCAGCGCCGAUGUCAGGAAACAGCUGCUGGUCAACCUGCCGAUCCUCCCAAACACCCUUCCAUUCCUCCUGGAGAGAGCAAGGGAUCAGGAUGCGGCAACACGGCGUGCUGUCUACUCUCGCCUGCUGCCUGCCUUGGGCGACUUCCGCCACCUCUCGCUGUCCAUGAGGGAGAAGCUGUUGCGCUGGGGACUGCGGGACCGAGAUGAGAACGUUCGCAAGGCAGCUGGCCGCCUCUUCCGCGAGCGCUGGAUCGAGGACUGUGCCGGCACUCCGCCUCCCGCCGAGACUGGCCAGCCGGCUGAGGUGUCGCCUCCCAACCUCGAUGCCCUACUGGAGCUGUUGGAGCGUAUCGACGUGGUGAACUCAGGCGGCGAGAACGGUGUCGCCCUCGAGGCCAUGAAGGGCUUCUGGGAGGGUCGUCCGGACUACCGAGAGGCCAUGGUCUUUGACGAAGCUUUCUUUGAGACCCUGAGCGCCGAAUCUGUCUUUGUCGUCCGGACCUUCAACGACUUCUGCCGGAAUGAGGGCGACGGCAAGUUCGAGUCGCUCGCCGAGGACAAGCUGCCCGAAGUUACAAAGGUGGCAUUCUACCUGGAGCGCUACAUCAAAGUCCUGAUUGACGCCAUCAAGAGGCUCGAGGAGCAAGGAGUGGACGAGGACGAAGAGGGGGACACGGCAGAGCAGGAGUUCAUAGUAGAGCAGCUGCUCCAUAUUGCCCUCACCCUCGACUACUCGGACGAGGUCGGCCGCCGCAAGAUGUUUUCACUUCUCCGCCAAACCCUGUCCAUUCCAGAGCUUCCAGAAGACGCCACGAAGCUCACGGUUGCUGUACUCCGGGAUAUCUGCGCCCCAGAUGCGGCUGGCGAGAAGGAAUUCUGCAGCAUCGUUCUCGAGGCAGUCGCCGAUGUCCACGACACCAUUGUGGAUGAGGUACCGGAAAACGACGACGAGAGCUUUCACUCGGCCCGAUCCGAAGUCAGCGGCGACAGCACCCCGACCAAGGGUGGCAAGAGUAAGACUCCCGAGCUGUCCGAGGAAGAGGCUGCUGCCAAGGCCAUGAAGGAAAUCCUGAUCAACAUGAAGUGCCUGCACAUCGUGCAGUGCAUGCUCUCCAACGUGUCAGGCGACCUGCAACAAAACGAGCACCUGGUCGGCAUGCUCAACAAUCUCGUGGUCCCUGCCGUCCGCAGCCACGAAGCCCCCGUCCGCGAGCGCGGCCUUGUCUGUCUCGGCCUCUGCUCCCUGUUGGACCGCUCCCUCGCCGAAGAAAACCUCACGCUCUUCAUGCAUUUCUUCAGCAAGGGCCACACGACCCUCCAGAUCACCGCCUUGCACAUCCUCACCGACAUCCUCAACGUCCACGGCGCGCAACUCCUCUCGUCCAACCCGACGCUCCUCAAAGUGUACAUCAAAGCCCUCCGCUCAGGCGCCAAACACCCCGAAGUCCAAGCCGCCGCCACCGUCGCCGCCUCCAAACUUCUCCUGGGCCGCGUCGUCAGCGACUACGACGUGUCGGCCGAGCUGCUCAAGACGCUCGUCAUCGCCUACUUUGAGCCCGCGUCGGCCGGCAACCAGAGCGUGCGCCAGGCACUCAACUACUUUUUGCCCGUCUUCUGCUACGCGCGCCCCGAGAAUCAGGAUCUGAUGCGGUCCGUCGCGCUCGACGCGCUGCACACUUUGUACAAUGUGCGCGCGGGGUUCGACGACGACGACGCGGACAUCGACGACGAGAUGGUCUCGCUGUCGACCGUCGCCGCGUGCCUCGUCGACUGGACCGACCCGAGAAAGUGCUAUUCGCCGGCGACCGGCGGGCCCGCGGGCGUAGGCGAGAAGCAUGUUAAUGCCGAUGUGCAUCUGGACUUGGCGAGGGAUAUACUCGAACGGCUCGGCGGGAAUGUACCGAAAGAAGAGAAGAAAAUCAUCGCCGCCCUCCUCGGCAAGCUGUAUGUCUCCCCGGCAUCAUCCGAACCCAAGACCCGGGAGGUGUGCGCCGCCGUCCGCGAGGCCGUCGACAACCAAUUACUCUCCGACGCCACGGGCCGCAACGCGCUGUACAAGAUCCACGUCAGCCUCGGCAAGAUUGUCAAUGCCCUCGAUGCCUCCGCUGCUACUGCUGGUGAGGGUCUGCUCGGCGGUGGUGGUGGUGGCAGCAAGUACAGAAGGAGUGUGAGCCGGGCGAGUUCUGUGGGCGCGGCGUCUAAGGAGGAGAGGACGGUUGUGCAGUAUGACGUGAAAAUCAAGGAGGAGGAAGAGGAUGAUGAUGAUGACGAUGGGGGGACUGUGGUGCACAGGUCGACGGAGCAGAGUCUGGUUAGUGAGCUGUUGUCGGAGGAGGAGGAGUUGUAA
Messenger RNA from Parathielavia appendiculata, 3159 nucleotides. RefSeq names its product condensin subunit-like protein. Gene Ontology annotation, biological process: mitotic chromosome condensation. Gene Ontology annotation, cellular component: condensin complex; condensed chromosome. The transcript is spliced from 3 exons. The record is from RefSeq and is a predicted model, not a curated record. Bases 1 to 3159 code for a protein of 1052 amino acids. NCBI's taxonomy places the organism in Eukaryota, Fungi, Ascomycota, Sordariomycetes, Sordariales, Chaetomiaceae.